AUGGCGAAUGAUUUUUAUGGACCGGUUGAUGAUUCGGUACUUCGAAAUCAAGCAAAGCAUAUAAGCACAUCAAUUUGGCAUGACAUUCAAAGGGAUAAAUUGCAAAUCCGUCAAAAUACGUCUCAAAUCAAUCAGUGGGUACUGAAUGAUUAUCAAGUGCAUCUAUUGCAACAAUGGGGGUUUGGGAUGUUUGCAAACCCACGGACGGUUAUGCAAAAUGAUGUCUGCUUGAUCACUGCAUUGGUGGAGCAUUGGAGGCCCGAAACUAAUACAUUUCACUUCACAUUCGGGGAGAUGACAGUGACCCUGGAAGAUGUGUAUAUGUUGAUGGGUCUACCAGUUGUUGGGGAGGCGGUCAGACUUGACUUUGAUGUGGCGGCAUCACAUACAUGGCUACAUGCAUGGCGCGAUCCAAAUCUUUCAGUUGAAGAAAGGAAAACGGCUUGGGAUCGUGGUGGUGUUAAAUUAAGUUUUCUAAGAAAAAGGUAUCGUGUAUGUCCUUCGGAUGCGGAUCGGGACGUUCAGGAGAUAUACACCCGGGGGUAUAUUUUCUAUUUGUGUGGGGCGAUAUUGUUUCCUACAAAGUCCAACAAUGUAGCUCACCCCCGACUAAUCGCGUUUCUACUUGAUACCAAAAAAAUUUAUGGAUAUGCUUGGGGGGCCGCGGUGCUUGGUUAUUUAUAUAGAAAUCUUGGUGAGGCAAGCGAUAAAAACUGCAAGCAAAUAACCGGUUGCACUACGCUUUUGAUGCUAUGGGCUCGUGAGAGAUUACGCCCGGGACAACCAAAGAUAGCAGAAAAUACUCGUCACAUGUGGCCUAGGGCCUUUGCAUGGGCGAUUGCUCCGGUUGCUGCUAGAAAGUUGAAAUAUUUCAAUAUUCAUCACCAUAUUGAUGCAUAUAGAGCAAUGUUUGAUAAUUUUGAUACGAGAUGGGUUCAUUGGACUCCCUAUACACGUUUCUAUCGGAGGUAUUGCUCGUGUUCCGCUCAUUUUUUUCGAGAACAUAGAGUAUCAACUGCCGGAGAGGGUUACAAGGCAGUUCGGCAUGCCAUUGUGGUUACCGCAAGCUCCCCCUGA
This is a messenger RNA of Daucus carota subsp. sativus, 1077 nucleotides long. RefSeq names its product protein MAIN-LIKE 1-like. The transcript has a single exon. Lineage: Eukaryota; Viridiplantae; Streptophyta; Magnoliopsida; Apiales; Apiaceae. The record is from RefSeq and is a predicted model, not a curated record. Bases 1 to 1077 code for a protein of 358 amino acids. Gene Ontology annotation, biological process: meristem maintenance; meristem development.